Molecule: messenger RNA, 3066 nt
Organism: Neltuma alba
Lineage: Eukaryota; Viridiplantae; Streptophyta; Magnoliopsida; Fabales; Fabaceae
Product: zinc finger CCCH domain-containing protein 30-like
Exons: 2
Coding region: 352-2451 (699 amino acids)
Molecular function (GO): metal ion binding; protein binding
Source: RefSeq, a predicted model, not a curated record
UUAUCAAUAAAAAGAAUUUGUAGUUUUCUCUUUGUGCUUCGAUGAGGACUGGCAUAAGAAAUGGAGAAAGAAGAAUUGGUCGCGACAUUUCUCCUUACUAGUUUCUCCUCCAAAAUUGCUCGGAAUCCUAAUAUCCACAGUUCGAAGCGCUGUUUUAGCUGCUUCACUCCCCGUUGAGAUCUGACGACUUCCCUUGACUCUGGAUUUUCCCUUCGUUUUCUCCCAAAUUCGAGAGCCGCUGAAUCUCCUGCAUAUAAGAGCAUGUGCUGUGGAUUUGAGCAGCUAAAGUACACACUGUCUCCAAUCACUGUCUUGUAUUUGUUUAGCUCCACGGAACUUAGAAGCUGAAAAAUGAAUCACUUGACUACUGAGACUGAAGAUGCUUUUGUAAGCUUGCUUGAGUUUGCAGCUAAUAAUGAUGUUGAGGGUUUUGAACGACUGAUUGAGCGUGAUCCAUCCUGUGUCCAUGAGGCUGGACUAUGGUAUGGUCGUGGAAAGGGUUCAAAACCUAUGGUCAACGAGCAGAGAACCCCUUUGAUGGUUGCUGCCACUUAUGGUAGCAUUGGUGUCGUGAAGCUGAUUCUAUCACUAUCCAAUGCUAACAUAAAUCGUCCCUGUGGCCUUGACAAGAGCACUGCACUUCAUUGUGCUGCGUCAGGUGGAGCUGCUAAUGCGGUUGAUGUUGUAAAAUUGCUCUUAUCAGCAGGUGCUGAUCCAAGUUCCGUGGAUGCCAAUGGUCACCGUCCAGUUGACGUUAUUGUUGUUCCUCCCAAGCUUGAUCAUGUCAAAAGCAGUCUUGAAGAACUUCUUCGAACUGAUGACUCCAUAGCAGGGUUUAAUCUUAGGGUUAACACAACCACAUCAAAAGCUGAAUCGCCACCUUUAUCAACUUCACCAGAGAAUGAGUCUCCAUCUUCUGCACUAGAUGCCCUCUUGAAGUCAAAGUCAAAUGACGCUCCUGUUUUUCAUGCACCAGAGAAGAAAGAAUAUCCUGUUGAUCCAUCUCUUCCAGACAUCAAGAACAGCAUAUAUGCAACUGAUGAAUUCCGAAUGUAUUCUUUCAAGGUUCGGCCUUGUUCACGUGCUUAUUCCCAUGAUUGGACUGAAUGUCCUUUUGUCCAUCCGGGAGAAAAUGCCCGGAGAAGGGACCCAAGGAAGUUCCACUAUAGCUGUGUUCCUUGUCCUGAAUUUCGGAAGGGGGCUUGCCGACGUGGCGAUAUGUGUGAGUAUGCACAUGGAGUUUUUGAGUGUUGGCUACAUCCAGCCCAAUAUCGAACCCGCCUCUGCAAGGAUGGAACAAAUUGCAAUAGAAGAGUUUGUUUCUUUGCCCAUACUGCUGAGGAGCUUCGGUCUCUACAUGUUUCAACUGGUUCUGCUGUUCCCUCUCCUCGUUCAAGCACACCUGCCAUGGAUUUUGCUGCAGCUAUGAGCCUGUUGCCUGGCUCCCCUUCCUCUAUGUCUGUCAUUUCCCCUUCACCAUUCACUUCGCCCAUGUCUCCUUCUGCCAAUGGCAUGCCAUACUCUUCAGCUGCUUGGUCACAAGCCAAUGUCCCAUCUUUGCACUUGCCUGGAAGUAAUCUUCAUUGCAGUCAUUUGAGAUCCUCGCAUAAUGCUAGAGAUAUUCCUGUGGAAGACUUGGAUUUGUUGUCAGAAUAUGAGGUUCAGCAACAACAGCUCCUUAAUGAGUUGUCUUGCCUUCCUCAACAACCAAUGAAUUCUAAUAGCAUGAAUCAGCCAGUUCGUAUGAAGACCUUGACCCAUUCAAAUCUCGAUGAUCUAUUUUCUGCUGAGAACUCUUCCCCUCGAUUUGCUGAUCCAGCAAUGGCCUCAAGUGUUUACUCCCCAACCCACAAAUCUGCUGUUCUUAAUCAAUUUCAGCAGCAGCAAAGCUUGCUAUCACCUGUCAAUACAAAAUUUCCUUCCAAGAAUGCUGACCAUCCUUUAUUGCAGACUUCUUUUGCCGUUCAGUCGUCAGGAAGGAUGUCACCACGCAAAGUGGAACCUAUUUCACCGAUGAGCUCCAGAAUUUCUAUGCUAGCUCAACGUGAGAAGCUGCAACAAUUCCGUAGCCUUAGCUCUCGGGAACUUGGCUCCAGCUCUGCGGCUGCUGUUGCUGGUUCCUCAAUCAAUUCUUGGUCCAACUGGGGUUCCCCGAACGGUAAGUUGGAUUGGGCCGUCAGCACCGAUGACAUGGGUAAAUUCCAUAGAUCUUCUUCAUUUGAGCUUGGGCACAAUGGCGAGGAACCUGACCUAUCAUGGGUACAGUCUUUAGUCAAAGAACCUCCAGGUGAGAUUAAAGAGCCGGCCGCUAGUGUCCCAGGCAUGGCAGUGGCCGGAACCUCGGCCGACGGAUCAAAUGUUAGUGCGCAAAUCGAACCUGUGGAUCAUGCGGUAUUGGGGGCAUGGCUUGAACAAAUGCAGCUUGAUCAUCUUGUGGCUCAGCAAAACUGAAAUGACUUUUCCUGACCCAGAGGUAGAUGACCGAAAAUUUUCAGUAAAUAGUACUAUAUUUCUUCUUUUUGAAAUUUUGUUGGUGUUGGAAGAAGAUAAACAAUAACUGUGGAAGUAAGCAGGAAUAAUAGAAGUUCCCGAGGAAAUUCAUUUUCCAAAUUUGUUGCUACAGAGUUAAAGUAGAAGACUCAACCACCGGGAGGCAUUCAGACAAGAUUAAUGAUCUCCAUGUUACGAUUUUUUGGCUGCGGAUCUUUUCAAAAGAAGCUCAUCUCCCUGUCAUUUUUUUCCUUCAUUGAUCAGCAACGUUAUAUUAAAUUAAAUCGAAGUCCUAUUCCUAAACCCUGAGUUUGGUCCGUAUUUUUCUUUAUUCCCAAGUAUUCUGGGGGCAGGAAACAUAAUUAGUGGGGUCCUAGAGGGUAAGCUCUGAGACUCCGUACUGGUCCAGUUUUGGGGAAGAAAAUACAGCAUGCUGGUUAUGGUAAUUCUCAUUUUGUGUGGGAUCAAUUUUUGUGGAUUAUUGGGAAGUGUGUAAAUUAGGGAUGUUGAAGGACCGAACCUUUAGUCACGUAAACAUUCAAUUAAAGUUUAUUGAUAUAUUAUUCUAAUACUCUA